AUGGCUGCAGCAAACACCAGCUCGGUAUCCUUGACUCCAACAUCCAGCGCCUUCCGACCCGUCUUGCUCUAUGACAAGAACGCGCCACCGACCAUUGUCGCUUCUGUCGCAACGGCAAGGCCGCCUGCAGACGGGUCGUACAGUCCAGGUAACUACAUUGAGUUUCACGUGGCGUGCGCUUCGCCGUGUCCCGUCGACUUCCCUCCGCAAACGGUCACGCAAAAGUCGGGCUCUAUCUGGGGCGGCAAUCACGUCGUCGCCGGAACGACCACGGCCUGGGACUGCAUACUCGGCACCAACAUAUACAAUGUGAAUGACUUUGGCAACUGUUACACCACCACACUGUCGUCUGGCGAGCCUUUGCCAACUAGCGGCUCUUACACGCAGGUUGGCACCUGCCAGAUCUUUGCCCGGUCUAAAAUGAUGUUCGUCACGGCUGGAUUUGAUGAGUACUUCAAGGUUAUGCCGCCGGAGACGAGAAAGCCAGAUAGUUAUGAAAGCUAUGUUACUUCGGAGUUGAGCUCAGCCGGAUGCCCCAGCAGCGCGUACCCAACGGUGCCGCCCGCGACAGAGUCCAAACUGACCAGCACAACCACGACUAAAGUAGAAACGGCUACGCCAACGUCCAGCUCAACACUUACUAAAUCCGAAGCCGUGAAGGUUCCUGGUGGAAAAAUGCUAUUGACAUUUAUGAUGGUGUGGACUCUCAUUGUACAGAGCUGA
Messenger RNA from Akanthomyces muscarius, 723 nucleotides. RefSeq lists its product as uncharacterized. NCBI's taxonomy places the organism in Eukaryota, Fungi, Ascomycota, Sordariomycetes, Hypocreales, Cordycipitaceae. The transcript has a single exon. The coding region runs from base 1 to 723 and encodes 240 amino acids. The record is from RefSeq and is a predicted model, not a curated record.